GUACAUUCUCCUUCUUGAACUUCACUCUAAAGCUAACUAGAAAACCUGCAGCAUAUGGAUCCAUGUAUUUCGCUUCCUACCCAUUGUAUUUUACCGUUGCCUUGACUUCUUUUGGAUUCAAAGAUCAAAUAGGUGUACGAAUCACCCUCUGCACUUCUGGAAUAUCCGCAUCUGUACUACAAUGGAUAGCCAUCUAUUCAAGACUUCCUCCUGUUUGGUACCUUACGUUUUUAGAUCGCUGGAGCUUCAUCCAUAUUGUUAUCAUUGGAAUUAUGCUAGUAUAUCAUUCACUUUGGUAUAUGUUAUUACAUCAGUCUCGAAAGGAACAAGAUCAGUUUGAGGACUUAAUUAAGGAAGCGCAAGCUGAACAGAUGAACGAAAGCAAUUGUAAAACUCUGCCUGAAUUCAAUGAACUAUUGUCAGACAGGUCUGCAAAGAAAUUAACAACAGCUUUACAGAAAGAGAAGGAAUAUGCUGACGACCCGAACGAGUAUUUCAAAACACACCUAAACCGUUUUUUUAAUGACAUACUAAAAGAAGUGGAGCCUGAACUAAAAGACAUACAAGAUUACAAAACUCUGCCUAAAUUCUUUGAACAAUUUUCGGUCAAGGCAGCAAAGAAAUUAAAAGAAGCUUUACUGAAAGAGACGAAAUAUGCUGACGACAUGAACGAGUAUUUCAAAAGACACCAAUUCAGCUUUGUAAGUUCCUGAUAUGUAUUUAAGUUACCGUCUACUAAUUCAGUUCCCUUUUUUUUUAUUUCGUAUAAACAAUAAAAUCUUGUGACCUUAUUUUCAGUACUUUAUUUCAAUGAUAUGAAAACUAUAUAUGGUCAUUUAGUAUGACAUGUCUUCUUAUUAAAACUAUUGACAUGUUAUAUUACAUAUAAGAAAACUAAUCUGUUCUGAAAAGCAACACCUUCUGAAAAUGCUCCUAUGUAAAUAACCGUUCUCAAAGAAUAAAACUAAUACCUGGAAAUUCACAAUGAAAAUAGUCUUGAUCAUUUCUCAAUACGAUAAGCAAUAAAGCUAAGCCAGAAAUAUAACU
Mercenaria mercenaria is the source of this 1047-nucleotide messenger RNA. RefSeq lists its product as uncharacterized. NCBI's taxonomy places the organism in Eukaryota, Metazoa, Mollusca, Bivalvia, Venerida, Veneridae. Bases 63 to 713 code for a protein of 216 amino acids. The transcript has 4 exons. The record is from RefSeq and is a predicted model, not a curated record.